Sphenostylis stenocarpa is the source of this 285-nucleotide messenger RNA. NCBI's taxonomy places the organism in Eukaryota, Viridiplantae, Streptophyta, Magnoliopsida, Fabales, Fabaceae. The record is from the annotation of a GenBank genome assembly.
AUGAAAGCAACAAAGUUGGACGCCGAUGCCUCGUAUAUGAUCGUGACAUUGGGCAUGUGUAACGGGGUUUUAAGAACUGUCAAGAAAACCAUAUUCCAAUUUCAGUCACACCGAGAAAGAAGGAACGCUAAAGGGUCCCGUGAGUACCUACCAAUAUUUAAUUCCGCGUUUACGCCACUCACUCACAAACAACUUCAUAGUGCCAAUCGCGCUACUAUUUCCGACAAGAUGCGUGCAAUUUUUGUAGUAAGGCAUGACAUGAUUAGCGGGAAACAUUGGGUGUAG